AUGAAUGCAGAACAGCAAAUCCAUAUUCUGGCGAGCCCACCCAUCUCCGGCGAAGAAGUCCCCACAUGGGAAAUCGACUCUCCUUCCUCCAAAUACAAGGGAUUGCAAUUGCUGCAAAACCACACCAAGAUCCCACCUACCCACGACGACACAAACAGCUACAAAGCCAACCUGAUGGAGAUUUCAUUCGGGGAAGGGGGAUCCAAAAUAUCGCCGAUCAUCCCACUACUCGUCCCCGCAGGCGCAUCUCGCCGUCGGCGCCAGUCAUCGCCAGCCUGA
This is a messenger RNA of Linum trigynum, 279 nucleotides long. The record is from the annotation of a GenBank genome assembly. Lineage: Eukaryota; Viridiplantae; Streptophyta; Magnoliopsida; Malpighiales; Linaceae.